AUUUGUACAGGAACUACACGUAAAAAUAUUUGCUCUGCUAUGAGUCUAGGCGUCAACAUGUUGGAUGCGGAAUUCGCCUACCUGAGGGAGAAUGCAAUUCGUAAACUGUCAGAAACAAUGAGUUCUUCUGAGGAAGUAUCAUGGAUAUCAUGGUUUUGUGGCCUUCGAGGGAAUGAAUUCUUUUGUGAGGUUGACGAAGAUUACAUACAGGACAAAUUCAACUUAACUGGUUUAAGCGAGCAGGUGCCCCACUAUAGACAGGCUUUGGACAUGAUAUUGGAUUUGGAACCAGAUGACGAGCUCGACGACAACCCCAAUCAGAGUGACCUGAUUGAGCAGGCUGCCGAGAUGCUGUAUGGCUUGAUCCACGCACGCUAUAUUCUCACCAACCGGGGAAUUGCACUCAUGAUUGAAAAGUAUCAGAACGGAGACUUUGGCUACUGCCCACGUGUUUACUGCGAGAACCAGCAAGUGCUCCCCAUAGGUCUUUCGGACGUACCUGGUGAAGCGAUGGUGAAGUCCUACUGUCCCAAGUGCAUGGACGUGUACAACCCAAAGUCGUCUAGGUAUCACCACACAGAUGGAGCUUACUUUGGCACGGGGUUUCCACACAUGCUAUUCAUGGUGCAUCCUGAAUACCGGCCGAAGAGGCCAGUCAACCAGUUUGUGGCCAGGCUGUAUGGCUUCAAGAUUCACCCUAUGGCAUAUCAGCUACAGCAGCAGGCAGCGAGCAACUUCAAGGCGCCCAUACGAGGCAUGAGCUACAACAAUGGGAAACGCUGAACUGUUUCUUUUAGUGUUGCUUCCGUCUCCACAGUUUCUUCUCCAUCUGCCCCUCCCCAUUCUUCAAAGCAUGUGCCGUUAACGAAACCCUCACCCAUUGAAGACGUUAAUGAUCCAACACAGUGAAUAAGUACUUUUUUUUUAGUUCUUGUGGGAAGGUAAUCUCCCGAUCCUGCUUUAUUAUCCUCUUAGAUCUGUUGAUUUCUCAAGGUGACUGAAGUACUUUUUUUUUUUUUUCUGGCUGUGUGGUUUAGACAUUCUGUUUUCCUCCUUUUUACUGAAAGCUCCCAUAAUGACAUUUUAACUGUUCUUUGACACUGGGUGUUUCCUUUGGAGAAUUUUGUUAUGCACACAUCUCAGGAGAGUUCUACGCAAAUGCAUUGUGGUUGACAGUGUGUGUUACUCCAAUUAAAUGGCACAAGAGAGUACAUGUGAAUAAGAUGACACAAGGCAUGUGAAUAAGACGACGAAUAGGCCCUGGGAUGUGUGUCAAGCUUGUUAUGUGUGUAGUGGACAUUGACAGCCCUAAGCAGUGUAUUCUGUGUAGAUGGUAACUUUUUGUAGAUUUUAUGUAAAGUGCGUGAUACUGGCUAUCCAACGUUGUUCCCAAUGAGUUGCCAGAACACAGUGUACUAACGAUAUUUUGUGCAAAGUGUAUUUGCUCAAGUGUAACCACUGCAAGCUGCGCGAUUAUCAGUUCAUUUGUCAACCGGACCAUAUCAUUAACUUUCCUCCCAUUUGCGUUAUUGUUGCCCAACGAAAUGCCUCUUCGAAAUGAUGUGGACAAAUCAAUAAUGCACACCCCCUGCACUGACCUGCCUGGUUAUUUGGGCAGUUUCCAUUCCUUCUGUUCAUCAUUGUAACGUUGCUUCGGAAACAGUAGGGCCAGAGAGCACAAAUUGUUGAAAAUGUUUCUGUUAACGAUAACGUGGUUUGGACUGUAACCUCCGCACCUUGUGCAGUUCUAGUGUCUGGGCACAAAAGCGCAGAAGUUCUGCGACUCCUUGAUACGAAAAAUGUAAAUUAUUUGUGUACUUCAGUACCCGACGAAAUUUGCGCUUGUGUGCCCCUCUUCGGACUGAUACAAGGGAGGGGCGGUCAGCCAUUGUUGUGUAAAUGGUUUGGCUAAUAAACCAAACGGGGAAGAAAUCUGAA
Molecule: messenger RNA, 1938 nt
Organism: Ornithodoros turicata
Lineage: Eukaryota; Metazoa; Arthropoda; Arachnida; Ixodida; Argasidae
Gene: CkIIbeta
Product: casein kinase II subunit beta
Exons: 7
Coding region: 40-783 (247 amino acids)
Cellular component (GO): cytoplasm; protein kinase CK2 complex
Molecular function (GO): protein kinase regulator activity
Source: RefSeq, a predicted model, not a curated record